Cynocephalus volans (Philippine flying lemur) is the source of this 2450-nucleotide messenger RNA. RefSeq names its product sodium channel epithelial 1 subunit beta (gene SCNN1B). The transcript has 13 exons. Gene Ontology annotation, biological process: sodium ion transmembrane transport. NCBI's taxonomy places the organism in Eukaryota, Metazoa, Chordata, Mammalia, Dermoptera, Cynocephalidae. The coding region runs from base 24 to 1952 and encodes 642 amino acids. Gene Ontology annotation, cellular component: sodium channel complex; plasma membrane. The record is from RefSeq and is a predicted model, not a curated record. Gene Ontology annotation, molecular function: ligand-gated sodium channel activity.
UCGAAGGCAGCCUUGCAAGUGCCAUGAGGCGCGUAAAGAAGUACCUGUUGAAGGGCCUGCACCGGCUGCAGAAGGGCCCCGGCUACACGUACAAGGAGCUGCUGGUGUGGUACUGCGACAAUACCAACACCCAUGGCCCCAAGCGCAUCAUCUGUGAGGGGCCCAAGAAGAAAGCCAUGUGGUUCCUGCUCACGCUGCUCUUUGCAGCCCUCGUCUGCUGGCAGUGGGGCGUCUUCAUCCAGACCUACCUGAGCUGGGAGGUCAGCGUCUCCCUGUCCGUAGGCUUCAAGACCAUGGACUUCCCCGCCGUCACCAUCUGCAAUGCCAGUCCCUUCCAGUAUUCCAAAGUCAAGCAUUUGCUGAAGGACCUGGAUGACUUGAUGAAAGCAGUCCUGGAGAGGAUCCUGGCUCCUGAGACAAGCCAUGUCAAUGCCACCAGGGCCCUGAACUUCACCAUCUGGAAUCACACACCCCUGGUCCUUAUUGACGAGCGGAAUCCCCACCACCCAAUAGUCCUCGACCUCUUUGACAAUAACCAUACUGGCUCAGCAAACAGCAGCCUCACACCAGGAAAGAUCUGCAAUGCCCAGGGCUGCAAAAUGGCCAUGAGACUAUGCAGCAUCAAUGGGACCAUGUGCACCUUCCGGAAUUUCACCAGCGCCGCCCAGGCCGUGACAGAGUGGUACGCCCUGCAGGCCACCAACAUAUUCUCGCAGGUGCCGCAGCAGGAGCUGGUGCAGAUGGGCUACCCUGCGGAGCGGAUGAUCCUGGCCUGCCUGUUCGGGGCAGAGCCCUGCAGCUACCGGAACUUCACAUCCAUCUUCUACCCUGAUUAUGGCAACUGCUACAUCUUCAAUUGGGGCAUGACGGAGAAGGCGCUCCCUUCAGCCAACCCUGGAACUGAAUUCGGCCUCAAGUUGAUCCUGGACAUAGGCCAGGAAGACUACGUCCCCUUCCUCACAUCCACGGCGGGGGCCCGGCUCAUGCUGCACGAGCAGAGGUCAUACCCCUUCAUCAGAGACGAGGGCAUCUACGCCAUGUCAGGGACGGAGACCUCCAUCGGGGUGCUGGUGGACAAGCUGCAGCGCAAGGGUGAGCCUUAUAGCCGGUGCACCAUGAAUGGCUCCGACGUCCCCGUCCAGAACCUCUACAGCGACUACAACACAACCUACUCCAUCCAGUCCUGCCUUCGCUCCUGCUUCCAAGAGCACAUGAUCCAUAACUGCAGCUGCGGCCACUAUCUGUACCCACUGCCGCAUGGAGAGAAAUACUGCAACGAUCAGGACUUCCCUGACUGGGCUUACUGCUACUCAGACCUUCAGAUGAGUGUGGCCCAGAGAGAGACCUGCAUCAGCAUGUGCAAGGAGUCCUGCAAUGACACCCAGUACAAGAUGACCAUCUCCAUGGCCGACUGGCCUUCUGAGGCCUCUGAGGACUGGAUUUUUCAUGUCUUGUCCCAGGAGCGGGACCAAAGCACCAACAUCACCUUGAGCAGGAAGGGAAUUGUUAAGCUCAACAUCUACUUCCAAGAAUUCAACUAUCGCACCAUUGAAGAGUCAGCAGCCAACAACAUUGUCUGGCUGCUCUCCAAUCUGGGCGGCCAGUUCGGCUUCUGGAUGGGGGGCUCCGUGCUGUGCCUCAUCGAGUUUGCGGAGAUCAUCAUCGACUUCGUGUGGAUCACCAUCAUCAAGCUGGUGGCCUUCGCCAAGAGCCUGAGGCAGCGGCGAGCCCAAGCCCACUACGCUGGCCCGCCGCCCACCGUGGCCGAGCUGGUGGAGGCCCACACCAACUUCGGCUUCCAGCCAGACACAGCCAACCAGAGACCCAACACUGGGGCCUACCUUGAUGAGCAGACCCUGCCCAUCCCAGGCACCCCGCCCCCCAACUAUGACUCCCUGCGUCUGCAGCCCCUUGACGUCAUCGAGUCUGACGGUGAGGGCGAAGCCAUCUAGACCCUGCCCCGCCCACCCCGGGCAGCCCCAGAACUCAAAGCUGAGAAGCUGAGACCAUUGCCCAAGUCCUCAUUUUAUGCCACCCUCUCCAAAGAGCUGGAACAAGAGGUGUCCAAGCCCAAAACCAAUGUCCCUCAACAGAGAGGCCAGCAGCAACUAGCCAGUCCCAGGCCAAGGGCUCAAAAGGUCGUGGUGCUGGAACAAGAUGUGGGGCCUAUGUUCUUACCCAGUUCCCGCACACACCCCCACCUGUCCUGAUCCUUGGCUUGGGAUGUCCCAGCCAGGCUCCAGAGACCCCAGGACACCAUGUCCUGGUGGCAGGCCACUCCCCUCCCCAUGCCAGUCACCAUCUGCCACAGAGGUGAACAGGUGGGCAUGCUAUGAGGUCUGUCCCCCAGGAACAGCAGCCUUUUCCUUCGUGGCCAUGGCUGCCCUCUGAACAGGCUUGCUGAGGGUGGCAGUGGGGAGCAGGAGGGCAUCAGGCAUGGGGGCCCUGCC